This is a messenger RNA of Serendipita indica DSM 11827, 1407 nucleotides long. Lineage: Eukaryota; Fungi; Basidiomycota; Agaricomycetes; Sebacinales; Serendipitaceae. The record is from the annotation of a GenBank genome assembly.
AUGUCCACGGAAUCAAAGCCGACGUUGGAAUCAUAUCUCACAAACCGACCGGAAUUUGCAUCGGUUCCGCGCAUCCAAUCUCUCUACUCUGAUCUGGGCCGGCAGAAGCUGUCCAACCCGAGCGGGUAUACUGCCAACCUUGCCUGGUGGCGGACGACGUUGCAGGAGAUUGUAAGAAGGCGAUUGCAGCCUGAUCAGGACGAUGCACUUGUAUUGCAUGUCGACCAGGACCUUAGUGAUGCGCUCCGAUGGGACAAGGUCGGCCGUCCGGCAGGCCUCAGCACCGUAGUUGAGGAUCUUACUCAAGAUGGUGUGCUCCAUCCUCUAGAGCUGUUCUUGUCCUCUUCGGCCUCUAUUUAUGAAGGAGGCUCUAUUGUCGGGCGUGUCGCGGAUGUGUUGAUCAAGAAAUCGUUUUGGUGGGCUCUUGAACAUCUCAACCUCGUCAGUUCGGAAGCCACGGAGACGCCUGCGGCGAAAUGGAAGCGGGUUACUGGAGAUUACGUGGUCGUUUCGGUCCUCAAGAAUUUGGCGGAUAAUAUCAUUGCCACGCAAGACGAAAAGUCGGCCUUGACGCUCUCGGAAUCUAUCCAUAGCCUAGAGUCGUUCAAGAGAUACGCCGAGUCGUGUUCGAUUUCGAUGGGAGGACUCGCUCCGCUCUCGUCGACGGACGUCAAAGUGCUGCUCAAAUAUCUCGCAAGAGACCGUCGGGUGCUCGUCAUACAGGGUGAUGUUAUCAAAUUUGCGGAAGAUGCCAUUUCCCAAGAAAUCACAACGGUCGACCGCGGCGUGUUUGAACUAAAGUCGACCAUCGAGCGGGUAGAACAGCAGAUUCAGCACAUCGAAAUCUCAAUAGCAUCACGUACAGCCCAAAUAAAGGCUGCUCUUCUCGCGAAUCGAAAGGAAAUUGCCAAGCUACAGCUCGGAUCGCGCAAAGCGCUCGAAGCGUUACUCAACCAGCGAGUCAGCACGAUGACGACGUUGACGGCAGCCAUGUCUUCUAUUGAUCAAGCCCACGGGGAUGCAGCCAUCCUCCGUGCGUACGAGUCGGGCUCCAAAGUGCUCAAGGAGAUUAUGAGCAGACCGGAGAUGCAAAAGGAGCGUGUCGACGAGGUGAUGGACCAACUGCGAGAAGGAGUCGAAGGCGCCGAAGAGAUGCGACGUCUUGUCGAAGAAGCUGGAUGGGAGGUCGUCAACGCAGCUGGUGCCGCUGUUGAUGAUGACGAGCUUCUCAAGGAGCUGGAGGAGAUUCAGCGAGAGGAGACUUCACCGACACGAGGGCAGACUGCACCAGCGCGACAGGAACUUGAUGAGAAGCCUAUUCGGGAGCUUACUCAACAGUUUGAAGCACAAAAACUGUCUACCCCGGUGCGUACACCUGGAUCUGAAAAGGUGGCGCAGCUUGCAUAA